AUGAAUAUGUUUUCGCUAGCUAAAGAUCGAUUGUUAUUUAUUUGCAAGAAAUCACCCUUGUGUCUUAUAUUUCAGACUGCUAGAUCUGAAUCUUAUCCGAAACUGAUUAUCUUGUACUUGAAAUACUUGGAUGAAAAGUUGGAAUUUCACAAAAAGUAUCAAGCUAUUCCAUCAAAUUUUACCAGCCAAUCUAGUGGAUCUAUUAUAGACUUACCGACAAAGGAUAUGAACGAUACCUACCAAUUGGUAGUAGACUUACUCGAUUUGCAGGAUCAGCUAUUACGUCUUCAAUAUUAUGUUUACGAAGCUGUUGGACUAAGUGGUUCUAUGAAUCCAUCUGGACAAUGUAAAGUUUUUUGUUUUAUUACCAUCAUCCACGAAUCAUACAACAUUUAUGGACUCAUAGUAAAAGCAAUGUUUGAAUUGCAUAAAUAUCUUGACCCUGAAUUCCUAGCAGGCCAUAGAACAAGAUUUUCGAAGCAAUUGGCAGUAUUACGGACUUUUUACAACAACGCCCAUACUUUGACAUACCUAAGGACUUUAACACCAAUUCCUACUCUGCCUGAGAAUGAAAUAGAAUUUGUUCAAGGGGAUGUUUCUAACGUUGUAAUCACGUCUUAUCGUGAAAGUCGAACAGAUUUUUCGCAUGAUUCGCUACCUUCACCAGAUGCUAGCCCUUCUCCAGAUCUCAUCAGCGAUCUUGAUGCUACUGAUAGAUCCAGUGCCUCGCUUUCAUCACCAAUCAGUCCAGCUGCGACUAUUGAGCAUUCUUUUGCUGAUAUCCCUGAAACUGUUGACAUGCAAAAUGUGUCUUCACCAAGAGUCGACGACAGUAAGGAUGAAUUGAUUAAUCAUUUACGCCAACGAAUUGAAGAGCUACAAAUUGAAUUAGUAAAAUGCAAGUCUGAGUUGUCUAUUGUAGAGAAGUUACUAAUUUUUGUAUUCAAAUCUUUCAAGUUCGAAUCCGAGAAGAGCCGAAUGCAUGAGCAAAUCCUUGAGUACGAAGAAGAAAUUCAGCAAUUGAAGACAACUAUCAAAGCGAUCCAACAAGAAUUGGCGGAAUAUCGAGCAAUUGCAGAAGAGUCAUGUCAAGAAAAUGUACAACUAAAGGCACAUCUUGAUACCUUAGCUAUAGCUUCACCUCAAGUAGCAGGAGGGGAAUGGGAAGCUAAAUUCAAUAAAAUGAAGCAAAUGUAUCUUAAAGUCAGAGACGAUCAUGUUAAUCUUCUUAGAAAGCACGGCAACAUAGAAAGUCAGCUAAAGGCCGCACUAUUGGAAAAUGGGGAUAUAUUAGUGGAAUUGGAAUCGAAGACUGCUGACAAUGACAACCUAUCACAAGAACUUAGUGCGCUAGUGGUCAAGUUAGAUUUGCUUAAUAAGCAACAUGAACAGGAACUACGACAAAAAAAUAAUAAGCUGCAAGAUCAAACAAAACAAUUAGAAAGCGUUCAUGCGGAAAUGGAGGCUCUUAAAGCUAGUACAGAAACAAUUACAGUUAAAGCAUCGGUGAAUAAGUCCUUACAUGCUCUGACUGACGCUGUCGAUGAAAGAUUAUUACAAAGUAGCAAUGAAGAGAACGUACCAACAAGUGAUUCGGACAAAAAUGAAUUUCAAUUUUCGAUGAUAGAUUGGUCACUGCAACAAGCAAUUGCAAUGAUUUCAUUAUCAUUAGAUGGAAAAAAUCCCUCAGCACUUCCUGUUGAUGAAUCUCUAGAUUCCAUGCUGUUUCUAGCGGAAAAUUCUUCACAGAGAGCAACUAUGCUUACUGUUGACUUGCGUGAAUAUUUUAAAAAUAACUCUGUCUUUUCAGAAAUCAUUGAAAAGUGCGAGAAUGCUGGAUACAGUGUUCGAAAGUUUUUAGAAGACCUAAGAAGUACAAUCAAAGAUGAUCCAUCCAUGCUAGAAGCGGUAUCUGAAGAUAUAAAACAUACCCUAGACGCCAUAAUAGAUUUAGUAAAGAAACAAUGCGAAUCUGCGAACGCCGUUGAAAAAGGUGAUAUUGUUGGAGAAGAAAUGGCGUAUACAACGGAGGCAAUUGAUGUUGCAACGGCCAAAAUUGAGGCUUUACUAAGACGCGCACGUGAGAAUGAAACUGGGACUAAACUAGAAGUGAAUGAGAGGAUUUUAGAUUCCUCAACGAAACUAAUGAAUGCGAUAAGAUUACUUAUUAUUCGGGCUUCUAUUCUGCAAAAAGAAAUAGUAAGGAUAAAGAAGGGAAUCAGCAGUGGUAAAAAAGAUUUUUAUAAGCGUAAUAAUCGGUGGACUGAAGGACUAUUAUCAGCGGCAAAGGCUGUUGGAGCAAGUGCUUCAAAUUUUGUAGAGGUAGCCAAUGAAAUGAUGGAAGGUACUUGUGGAUUAGAGGAACUUGUUGUAGCUUCGCGUGAAAUAAGCAGCAGUACUGUGCAGCUGGUUACGGCUUCCAGAGUUAAAUCGAAUCCUAGAAGUGAGAAUUUGCUGCAAUUAGAAAGUGCAUCUAAACUAGUCACUGCGUCAACUACCGAGGUUAUAGCAGCAGCCAAUGCUGGAAGAAAAGUUUUAGCUGAAGACGAUCAAAACUAUGAUUUUUCGAAGAUAUCAUUAACCCAAGCCAAACGAUUGGAGAUGGAAUCACAGGUGCGUUUACUUCGUUUGGAAUCUAAUGUAACCAAAGAAAGAGGUUAUCUAGGAAGAAUCAGAAAGCAUCAUUACCAUUUGGCCGGUGCGAGCGAAGGCUGGGAAGUAGAUGAAGCGGAGGAAGCUAACGAAGCUUCAGAGAACCCAGACGAAGGAGACAAAGAGAUAAUUAAUAAAGAAACGGAUAAUCCUGAAUGA
Molecule: messenger RNA, 2811 nt
Organism: Trichoplax adhaerens
Lineage: Eukaryota; Metazoa; Placozoa; Uniplacotomia; Trichoplacea; Trichoplacidae
Exons: 32
Coding region: 1-2811 (936 amino acids)
Biological process (GO): clathrin coat assembly; endocytosis; actin filament organization
Cellular component (GO): actin cortical patch; clathrin-coated vesicle
Molecular function (GO): phosphatidylinositol-3,5-bisphosphate binding; actin filament binding; clathrin light chain binding
Source: RefSeq, a predicted model, not a curated record